Molecule: messenger RNA, 8384 nt
Organism: Girardinichthys multiradiatus
Lineage: Eukaryota; Metazoa; Chordata; Actinopteri; Cyprinodontiformes; Goodeidae
Gene: whrnb
Product: whirlin b
Exons: 12
Coding region: 629-3601 (990 amino acids)
Biological process (GO): auditory receptor cell stereocilium organization; sensory perception of sound
Cellular component (GO): stereocilia ankle link complex; cilium; plasma membrane
Molecular function (GO): protein binding
Source: RefSeq, a predicted model, not a curated record
ACAUUAGCUUCAGUCUACAUUUAAAGAGUGAUGUUUGGCAGUUUCCAAGCAACACAGACUGCCACGGUCACCCAAACAUGCGUCAUAUCCUACAGACAAAGACUCCUGAGCGCGUCCCAUUCUGCGCUCUCUUCCAGCUGCGCUCACAAAGAGCUUCGUUGCAGAAAGGAGCACAUUCUGCUGUAGCAUCUGUUUUCGUGGAAACAUUCAUAAUUACAAAGGGUUGAUGUGUUUUACCAAUAGGACCUAUUUAAAAUUCACCUAAAUUAAAACAGCUUUUUGUGGAGUUUGACUUGGUUUUAGAUAACCCUUCAUACCGGAUAAUCUGAGUCGCAGAGGUGCGUCCCGUUCAGAACCCCGGUGCAGCUCGUGUUGAACAGGACAGGACGGGACAGCAAUAUCCCCUCUGUUUUUCGGAGCCAAAGAAACGUAAGCGUUAGAUGGGAAAUGUGUUCGUGACAAACAUCAACGCUAUUACGCAUAUUGAUCGUCGGUCACCUGUUGAUGCCUGGUGCUCCGGGAGCUUCUCAACUUUGUUAAUGCCAAACGUGAAGUGAACGGCGCUGGAACAAAUGCCCGAUCCGUCCACAGCACUACAGGGCGCACUGAUUUUCCGUUAUGCGGUAGGAUGAGCGCUGAUCUGGAGCGCGCUUCGCCCAACACUUCGGUGAACUCGGCCGUCUUAGGGGGCCGUGCGCUCUCGACAAAUGUCCGCAGGCUCCAUAACACCCUCAACCUGCUGCUAAAUGACCUGGAGAGAGAGCAGUUUAUCCAUUGUCUAAAUGUUUACCACGCCAAACGCAACGUCUUCGACCUUGUCCAAACUCUCAAAGUGAUUCUCAACACGCCCGGGAAGCGACAGCUGCUGCCCAAGCUGCGCCUGGUCAUCCCAAGAUCCGACCAGCUCCUCUUUGACCAGUACACUUCCGAGGGGCUCUACCUGAAGACAGACCUGCUUCCCAGCAACGGCAGCGCGGAAAGCUUAGGAGACGAGGGCGAUUCGACACUGCAUACGUAUGUCAGCUCAAUCUGCGAGCAGCCUCUCACGACGGGCUGCCCGGAACCCACAACUUCCAUGGCCCCUCUGUUCACUGAGGGCCUCUUUGGAGAGGUGCGCCAAGUUACCCUGACGCGCUCCAGGAGUCACGAAGGUCUGGGCUUCAGCAUCCGCGGGGGAUCAGAGCACGGCGUGGGGAUCUACGUGUCUCUGGUGGAGCCGGGCUCAUCGGCCGAGAGAGAAGGACUGAGAGUUGGGGACCAGAUAGUAGCAGCGAACGACUCUGUGUUUGAAGCUGUAACUCACACAGAAGCGGUGAAGGUGCUAAAGGGAUGCAAGAAACUGACCAUGUCAGUGUGUUCAAUGGGUCGCAUCCCAGGAGGGUAUAUGACCAACCAAGUGUACAGCUGGGUGGACCCUCAGGGCCGGAGUGUGUCUCCACCACCUGACACCCAGGAGGUCAACCCGAGGCAAGGACACAGCAUGGAGGAGAAGACGGUCAACCUUAAUAUGGACAAUGGUCGCUCUCUGGGUCUAAUGAUAAGGGGUGGGGCUGAGUACGGACUGGGAAUCUACAUCACAGGAGUGGACCCUGGAUCUGCUGCACAUGCUGGUGAACUAAAGGUGGGUGACCAAAUCCUGGAGGUGAAUGGUCAGAGCUUUGUCACCAUCUCCCAUGAUGAGGCAGUUAACAUUCUCAAGUCAGGGCACCACCUACUGAUGAGAGUGAGGGAUGUAGGUCGUCUGCCUCAUGCACGGACAAUUGUGGACGAGACCAAAUGGAUCUGCGGUCAGGUCAUAGCUGAGACCAAUGCAACAGCUGCCAUAAAUUCUGUCUCAAAUCCCAGUGUCGGUGCUGGAAGCAUCACAGCCAGUGGCAACAAUACAAGACCAUCUUCUGCCAGAGCUACGCCUGUAUUUGGAAAGUCAGCAGGGUACAGAGGGCUUAGCCCACCUGGUGCUCAGGUGUCUCUAGAGCAACAGGCCUACAUGCUGCUGACAGAACAGGAGAGGCAGACCAUGGCAUACUACCUGCAGGAGUAUCAGCAAGGACACAUUGAUGUGGAACCAUUGACCAUGGCUCUCUUUGAGCUUUUCAACACCCACGCAAAGUUGUCUAUGUUGUCUGAGGUCAGGAGUUUAGUGGCUCCUCAGGAUCUGGAGGUAUAUGACAGGCUGGUGUUGCACCAUCGAAGGGAGGCUCAUCAGGCCUGGCAAGGAGGUCUUAAAGUUCUACAUCCAUCAGGCCAUUGUAACCUUGCAGCUCCUGUGAUACAUGAUGCAGGACAGCCCAUCUGUUCAGUGGUAACUUCCCUCUUCAUAACACCUGGCAAUGCUAAGGCUUCCACUGCUGGCAGGGUAGACAAAGAACAAGAGAAGAACAUAAAUGCCUUCCGAAACAUUUCACUGGAUGAAAUGAAGUCUUCUCCUCCACCCUUCAGAGCUACAUCUAUCCCGGCCCAAAACAUUCUAACCAGGGAAAAAGAGCUCAGCCAGCAGCCUUCAGCCCAGCUGCUGCAGCCCAGUUCCAGCGUGCCCCUCCCUGGGCCCACUCGCCUGCUUCAAGAAUGUCUCCAGAAGUCAUUUAAAUCCCUCCCCAUCUGCCAACAGCCCUCCUUAACAUCUGCCCAACAUGCCUGUGCUGCUACAAAACAUCACACCACUCACAAUGCUCUCCAUCAUACCUGCCAUAGCACCCCUCACCUCUCUGACUCAGAGCAAGACAUCCAUCCACAUUUUACGCAGCAUGUUUACCAGCAUGCUGGCCAUUACAGCCGACCCAGUUCAGGACACCACACCUGUCCAGGCUUCCUGCACCAUCGGGAUUCCUCGAUAUCUGUUAAACCAGAGGCAGCGGUCAAACUCUCUUCUAGGUCAAGCUCCUAUGAAAAAUCAGCUGUUCUCUUGAAGUCUGCCUCCUCUUCUAAAGCUGCAUCUCCAGUGCCAUCACCUCAUCCAUCACCACAUCCUUCCCCGUGUCCCUCCCCAUGUCCCUCUCACAUGAUACCUACUGCUCUAUCCUGUAGUCCAGACCGGCCCUGCUCACCUGCCCUCACCCAUAAAAUCAUCAUAACAGACAUGAACCGCCUAUCUGCUGACUCCAGGCAACAGCAAAGAGGUGCCACCCUGUCUCAGCUGUCAGACAGUGGUCAGACUCUGAGUGAGGACAGUGGUGUCGAUAUAGCAGAUGCAGGAGGCCUUAGUAAGGAUGGCAGCCCAAGACCAAGCAAGAAUAAACAGGGACAUCUGAAACAGCAAGGGGCCCACGUGCCUCCUACAGGGGCCACAAGACAACAGACAAGCUCACCCAUUUCAGCACUCAACACUGUCCUGGUACGAGUGGUGAAAAAUGCCAACACCUUGGGCAUUGCUAUAGAGGGAGGAGUGAAUACACGACAACCUUUGCCACGGAUUGUGACUAUUCAGAAAGGAGGCUCAGCUCAUAACUGUGGCCAGCUGAAGGUUGGUCAGGUCAUCCUGGAAGUCAACGGAAUUUCCCUGAGAGGAAGGGAGCACAAAGAGGCUGCCCGAAUAAUUGCUGAAGCCUUCAAGACCAGAGAGAAGGACCACAUUGACUUCUUGGUGGCUGAGCCAGGGUUCUAGUAGAAAGACAAUCACUCUGUACACUUUAGUUUGAAAUGACAAUGUUAUGCACCAUUGAGAACUGUCAAUGAACGCCCUCUAAUAAUUGUCCUUAUUUCAUUUCAGGGUUAUAGAUAUCACAAAGAUGUGUUGGAUUUCUGAAUUUAACUGCUUUCUAUAGAGAUUUCCACAUGCUAAUUAAACAAAAGGAACUUAGAUUAAUAUUUCUUUGCGUCAGACCUUGGUCUAAUGUUAUUACUUUAGUUUUAUAACAAGAAAUGUUUUAACUCUUUGAGUGGUUUGUUCAACAUUAGGGCAGUCUGGGGAAAAACAAUAUGUCAAAAAAAUAACUUAGGGCCAUGUUUGUUAGUUUGCAGAAUAAAAUCACAUCAUGCACACCCAGUUGUUUUAUUAUUUUAGAUUUUCUUAACAAUCAAGUUAAGGAAAAUACCACAAAGCCGAAUACAAUUUAAAGGAGAACAAAGGAAAAAGCAAAAAAAGAAAUUAGCUUCUUUAUUAGGUGAUGAAAGUUAUAUAGAGAUCAUUAAUUUGAUAUAAGUUUUAGUCUCUCAGGAAAGGUUUGUCAACUUUAAAUAAAAGGUGACUACUGGAAAUGCAAGGCUUUUGUUGACUCUGUUUAAAGACCCAGCUUAGGGCAGUCAGUUGACAGCCAAAUAUGUUUCACUUCUUUUUUUUUUUUUUCUAAAUGUCAGAAAGAAAUGUAAUGAGUGUGAUUUGGCUCCAACUGAAAAAACAACAAUCAGAUUGAAAACAUUAAGAAGGGGAAAGGUUCAGUGGAAAUACAAAUCAUUAUUGCUCUAGUGACUAUAAGUACACUUUUUAAAACAUUUAUUCAAAUUGCAUUCAACUGAAGUUUAAUAAUACUCUUGUAUGUUGCCAGGGAAAGUCUGGAAAAGUCUUUUCCUCAUCACAGAUUUCUUCAGUUCUUGGUUUUUGUCACACUUAAAUUUUUCAGACUCAUCAAACAAAUUUAAUAUCAGAAAAAUGUGUCCUGAGUAAAUAACAUUUUCAAAUGAUGAUUUCAUUUAUUAAGAGAAACGUAAGCUAUCUAAAUGUGAGCAAACUAAUGAUCUGCCAUUCUUAUUCUACUGGAGACUAGAACUUAUAGUUCUAUGAAUUACAGCAAGCCAUCCAGUUUCAAAAGCAGCAAAGCAACCCCAGUCCAUCAGACUUUCAACACCAUGUAUGAUGGUCUUUUUUUAAUGUUGUGUAAGUUUUGUUCCAGAUGUAACAUGACACAAACCUUUCCAAAGUUCCACGUUUGCCUCAUCAAUCCAAAGAAUAUUUCUCCAAAAGUAUUUGGAGACCAUUAGGACCAUUGUCCUGUGAAUGGUCUAAUUCAGAUGAGUCAAUGACUGCAAAGCGUCCUUGUCAAGAGGCUGUAAAACAAGCCCUUAUUAUCAGCCUUCUCCACCUCUGUCCUUGAAAUCUGGUAUGAGGUCCUUGGCCUGAUAUGUUGAUUUUAGUUAUGAACUGAAAAUGGUGCUUUUCAUUAUAGCCAAACAUCUCUAAUUUGGUCUCACUGGUUUAGAGGACAUAGUUCAUUUAAGUCUUAAAUCACAUUGACAUUUUUUUUAAAGACAAGAGACUUCUCCUGGCAAACCUUUUAAACAAGCUAUACGUCAAUCGCCCAUCACAAGACAAAAUAGUGACACAGGACAAACAACCAUGCACCUACACACUCAUACAUAAGAGCAAUUUAGAGAGACUGAUUUACCUAACACUUGUGUUUUUGGACUGUGGGAGGAAGCCAGAGUACCCAGAGAGAACCCAUGCAUGCACAGGGAGAACAUGCAAACUCCAUGCAGAAAGAACCCAGGCAGGGAUUUGAACCCACGAUCUUCUUGCAGGGCAAUAGUGCUACCAGCUGUGUCACCAUGCAGCCCCCUUUUUAAAUAAGCCAGACUUUUUUACUGUUUUACCCAUUGUUCUGCCAUGAACUUUAACUUUUAACGUGCUAACUGAGGCCUAUAUAGUCUAAGUAUUUCUUGGGUUUUUGUAAUUUCUCCUUGCAUUGAACAUUCUGACACUAGAUUUGACACUGGGGAUAUUCCUAACUUAGUUUCUUCCACUUCUGAAUGAUAUUUCUGCCUGUAGAAUGAUUUACUUCAUUGUUUGAAUAUGGCCAUAUAACCUUUAUCAAAUGCAUGGGCAGCAACAGCAGCUCCUCUAAAAACAUUGUUGAUGUCUCUCCUCCCAGCAAAUCUGCAGUUAUAGAGACAGUCAUACUUGAAGUUAAUCAGCAAUAUUUUAAUAGCAGCACUUGGCUGUUUAUUUUCAAAGUUCUCUGGAAGUAGCAACAGCUUCCCAUGACAGUUGUGACAUUAACAGAGAUAUUCUUUGUCCCAUUGCUGUUUAAUCUGCUUUUUGCGUCCAUUUCUGAUAAUUUUCUUAUUUAAAUAGUAGAGAUUUAUAUUUGUAUUACUAGUUUUAAAAUAAUAUUGCACUGGUUUACUGUUGGGGAAUGUCACAGACUUUAAGAAAUAUGUGUCCCAACAUUUAUUUGGCCAAUACAACUUAAGGUGGAUGAAGGAACAACUCAGACUCUGUAAAUGACACAGAGCAUUCUAACAAGUAAUACUCAACACAAUUAUACUGAGAUGAGUGACAGUGAAUACUACGGAGCCCGCAAAGGGAAAUGGCGGGAUUUUUUUUUUUUUUUGUGUGUGUCCACGCAAUACUUUUUGCAUUCUCACGCAAUAGUCUUUGCUUUCCUACACAAUUGUCUUUGCGUUAUCUCGCAAUACUUUGUGGGAUAGUUUCCAAACCAGACAACUGGAAAAAUGGAACAGACCAGUUUUUGAGAUUUAUUGAGUUUUAUUUUGAAAUAAGCCUUAAAUAAAAGGAUAUUAAAUCACACUUAAAGACAGUUAUAAUCCACAAGCUGUCAGACUACUGAACUCUGGAUAAUAAGCCACAUUUGUGACACUUUAUUAGCUUAAUGCUGCUGCACGAUGUGUACUUUUUUUAUUGCACGCCAUUAGUGGUUUUGUUUUUAUAGUGAGUUGCACAACUUUUGCGAGGGAACACAAAGGUAUUGCGUGGUAAUGCAAAAAGUGUUGCGAGUGCAAAAUAAAAAAAUCCCCCCAUGUCCCCUCGCAGGCUUCAUAGCAUUUUAUUUAAGGCUGAUUUCAAAGUAAAACUCAAUAAAUCUCAAAAACGUGUGUUUGUUCAGUUUUUGCAGUUGUCUGGUUUGGAAACUAUCCCACAAAAUAUUGCGAGAUAACGCAAAGACAAUUGCGUGGGAACGCAAAAAGUAUUGCAUAGGGACGCAAAGGAAAACAAAAAUUCCCCAUGUCCCUUCAUGUAGGAUACAAAUGUGAAAUAAUGAACAGCUGCUAAAAAUACAGUAAACACAGAAAACAUCGUAUUAAACUCAGGAACCGACAUGACCAAAAAACAAGUUUGCAAAAGAAAUAAAACUCUUAAACUCAUAUAUAUAUAAUGUCACAGAGUAUGAGCAAAAACAGACUAUAGUCAAAACAGCUGAACAAUUCCAAUCAACAUAAAUGAAACAUGUCAUCACAGCUUCAAGCUUAUGUGCAUUUAGGAAAGUGAAGGAUCCUCCACUGAGUAAGAGGUGAAUGAUUUCUAGGUCAGAGGAGAAAUGAGAACUCAAGAAAGCAAAACUUAGCAUAAUAAUAAGCAUUCAUGUCUGUUCGCUUCUAGGAGUUCACACAUUUGCAAUUAAAUGUAGGAACACAUUUACCACAAGUUGUCUCCUAGAGCAUUUUAUUAACAUGUUCGGCUAUUUUAAUGAGUACCAAGAAAAAAAUACUUUAUUAUUGUUUUUUUAGGUUUAGGAUUUUAUGUUAUGGCCUGAAACCUCCAUGUCUUUAAUGAAUUUCAUUAGACUGAAAGAACCUUGUGUAACAUUCAACCCCCUGGCAAACAUAUUGAAUCCUUACAUCUGGAGGAUAUUAAGACAUCUGUUUUACUGUGUUGCAAAGGGAAAAAAAAAAUUACAGAUGACCUUCAAUAAGGUCAACCAAUACAGAUGGCUGUGAGAUGUUGGUUGUUCCCAGUCAACUGUGUCUGAAAUUGGCAUUAAAUGUAUAUUAUUAUUAUCUUUUACAACACUUGAUCCGAUUUAAUUUUGUUUUUAAUUAUGAGAAUAUAACUUAACUUUGUUUCAGAUAUAUUUUACAAACCCAGAAUUGUUUGCUGGUAAAUGAAACAGUUUUGUAUGACGUGUACGUAUGGGUUGUAGGAUCAUUCUCAGAGCUGUUUGAAUCACCAGAAUUGCUGCAUUAUGGAAGAGGGUGGUGAAGGUUUACAGGGCAAAAAUACAUUGAAUUUACAGUAAGACAAUAAACAUAGGAGUCAGAACAGAAAUGUUAUAUGUAUUUCAAAGUUAAACAUAUUUAAGAGUUCAACUUUUAAAUACAGGCGGCGGCUUCUUUGCAUCACAAGCUGCCUGUGGCAAUAACCCGUUAAAAUGCAACCCAGCCAGGUGACAAUAAAUCAGAAUAAAUAGUAUUAAAUUAUAUUUUAGGAUUUGUCUGUUUUUGUGAUUAUAUUUUUGAUGUAGUCCAGCUACAGUCACAUAGAGAUGAUUACUAAAAAACGUUUUGAAUUUUAUUUAAAAAUUGUUUUUAAGUUAGGCAAGAUUCAGAUUCACAUCUGAAGUGUUGCUUUGGUUGACGUGCCCUUUCAAUGAUGUGUAAUAUAUAUAUAUAUAUAUAUACAGUGAUAUAUACUAUAUAUACAGUACAGAAAAGGCUACACGUAGGUUUAUAAAAGUGUAUUUACAAAAAAUAAUAAAAAUGUUGUUGAACCAUUA